Molecule: messenger RNA, 1650 nt
Organism: Mercurialis annua (annual mercury)
Lineage: Eukaryota; Viridiplantae; Streptophyta; Magnoliopsida; Malpighiales; Euphorbiaceae
Product: probable 2-oxoglutarate-dependent dioxygenase SLC1
Exons: 5
Coding region: 336-1475 (379 amino acids)
Source: RefSeq, a predicted model, not a curated record
UUCCCCUUCUUUCUCAUUCAUUUUCCUCCCCUUUUCUCUACAUGUUCAUCAAUUUUCUUCACCUACUCUAAGUUCUAGUAUUCCAUUAGACGCCUUCGACUUCCGCAUCAAACGUGUCUCGUAACGAACGUUGUCUUCAACGCUUGUCUCGAACAUAUUUGAUACCGGACGUUUUCUUCAGCUACUCGCGAACGUGUCUCGUUAAAGGUGUUAUUACCUAUCGCAAACGUGUCUCGUUAAGUCUUGAAUUCGUAUCUCGUAAUACGCAUUGUCUUCAGCUCCUGCCUCGAACGUGUAUAAGAUUUGUAUUCUUUAAAAUUAAGGUACAAUUGACCAUGAGUCCUACAAUUGCAAUGACGGGGGCAAUUGAUGAUGAUGUUGCCCUAGAUAUUCAAUACCAAAAGGGAGUGAAGAGACUAUGUGAAAAGGGCAUUACUAAAGUGCCUAACAAGUACAUAUUGCCCAUCCAGGACCGACCAAUUACUACUACACAAGCUGCUGAAUCUAUUGAUCAACCCAACGAAAAUCUUAAGCUACCUAUCAUUGAUUUUGCUGAGUUGCAAGGGGAAAAUAGGUCUCAAGUCCUUAAAUCCCUUGCUGAUGCUUGCGAGCAAUAUGGGUUUUUUCAGUUGGUAAAUCAUGGAAUUCCUGAUGAUGUGAUUAGCGGAAUGGUGGAUUUGUCUAAGAGAUUUUUCGAGCUUCCUUACGAAGAAAGAUCGAAUUAUAUGUCAUCGGACAUGAAAGCUUUAGUUAGAUAUGGAACAAGCUUUAACCAAAUCAAAGAUAAUGUGUUUUGUUGGAGAGAUUUCCUGAAAUUAAUGUGCAAUCCCUUGCCAGAUGUUCUUCCUCAUUGGCCUUCUUCUCCCCCGGACUUCAGGGAUGUGGCGGCUACCUACGCAAAAGAAUCCAAACACUUAUUUCUAAUGGUAAUGGAAGCUAUUUUGGAAAGCUUGGGAAGCAAGAAAUGUGAAGAAGAUGAAAUAAUUAUGAAGGAUUUUGAAAAGGGUAGUCAAUUAAUGGUAUUAAAUCACUACCCAAAAUGCCCUCAGCCUGAACUUACAUUGGGAAUGCCACCUCAUUCUGAUUAUGGCGCCCUGACUCUUCUUCUCCAAGAUGAAGUUGAAGGUCUGCAGAUUUGUUAUGAGGGUAAAUGGGUCACUGUUGAUCCCAUCCCUAAUGCUUUUGUUAUCAAUGUUGGUGAUCAUCUUGAGAUAUUUAGCAAUGGGAAGUACAAAAGUGUGCUGCAUAGAGUUAAAGUAAACUCAGCAAUGUCUCGGACUUCGGUGGCAUCUUUGCAUACUUUUCCAUUGAUGCGUAUGGUAAAGCCUUGGCCAAAACUCAUUGAUGAAGCCAAUCCAGAGUGCUACCAAGAAACUAAUUUUGCAAAUUUUCUUGACUAUAUAUCAUCUCGAGAACCCAAAAAUAAGGAAUUUUUGGAGUCAAGAAAAAUAGUUUCAAGAAAUUCCAAUCCAUGAUGUAUGUAAUUGUAACAUCAAUCAUGUAGCAAUCUUAAAUUGUCGACAGUGUAUUUUAUUUUAUUUUAUUUUUAAAAUUAAUUUUGUAGAUAUGGAGAGUGUGUUUUAAUAAUACAUCUCGACAUAUAUUAUUUCAUAGAGCAAAUAUAAAUGAGAAGCAUUUAGUUUUUUUUUU